AUAUUGUUUGGCGUACACUAAAUACCAAAAAGUUCAUUCAGCGCAACUUUUCAAACUUGCGGUGCAUAGAUGACCUUAACAUUUAAUCUGCAUGACCAGAUCCCUGAACCUUCUGCGACAGCAGAAGAGCUGAAUGAAGAGCUGACGAAGAUGAGGAAAAUAGUACGCUCUGCAAAGGUGCACGUGUCUAGAGAUUUAAUAAGGUACAUCAAGAAACUUCAAAAGAAGACUUCACAUCUGAAUGGUUGCAAACGGCUUGAAAAUAAGAUAAAGAAUAGAAUAUCAGAUGUUAAACUUCUUCAUAGUCUUUCAGUUGUUAGGCUAUGUAAACGUUUACUUGCAGAAGACCCAACUAUUGAAUCAAAAAAUGGAAAUCGUCCCACUCAGGAGGAUCGGUUAAUUAUGCGUCUUAGAUCAUCUAGACCCGUAGCAGCUUUUGUUCAAUCAUUUCGAGAGAAUCAUAAAGACUGGAUGAGUCUUGUACAUUAUUUAUUUUACAAAAAUAUAUCUGGUAAAUGGAAGUCAAGAGAGCAAAAGAGUCGUAAUAGAAAAGUUCGGGGAUCUCUACCCCUACCUCCUGCACCCGUUCAGAAACCAGAAGAAGCUACAUCACAAGAAGAAAGCUAUUCCUCAUCAGCAUAUCGUAUUAACAAUGAAACUGAAGAGUCUAAAAAUUCUACAAAAUCAUUGACAGUUACCAGCAAUCCCUUCAGUGAUGACGAUGUCCUCAGUGAUGCAGAUUCUGAUUUAGCUGAAAUGAUGAUAACUCAAUUACUGGAACAGAAAGGUAUUAAAAAGUGCAAUCUGGCUAAGAAUAACAGUUCACUUUCAUCAAAAGAAAAAGUCAGUCCUCCUAUCGACGGUAUUCCGUCUAAAACUGAAACAAUAAAGUCUAAGAUGAUUAAAUCAAAAGAUCUCAAUUCAGCACCGAAUGCCUCUCAUGUUAAGAAAAAGCAGAUUUCAUCUCCGAGCUUAGAUGAAAAUCAGCCUAAGAAGUUAAAGGAAGAUCCACUUUUCGAAGAACUUGAUGAUCUUCUUGGAGACGAUGAUAAAGAAGUUAGAAAAUCAUUUAAAAAUAAGACUUUUAAAAAUCAGCUUUCAAAACAAUCGAAAGGAUCAACAAUCAGUUCAAGACGCAUUCCAAAGAGACAUGAUUCUACAAAAUUCCCAAAUAAAAUAAAACCAAACAGUUUACAAAUGCAUAAAACAACACCACCAGUUUCUACAGCACCUAUAUCAUCUGAGUUGACGAGACCCGGGUUACAUCCGUCAUGGGAAGCGAAACGAUUAGAAAAAGCAAAAAUUGUUAAUAUUUCUAAAGGUCCACCACCUGAAGCUAAACGUAUCGUGUUUGACGAUUAGUCAUAUGUACUGUACAGAUAAUUGAU
Trichobilharzia szidati is the source of this 1388-nucleotide messenger RNA. NCBI's taxonomy places the organism in Eukaryota, Metazoa, Platyhelminthes, Trematoda, Strigeidida, Schistosomatidae. The record is from the annotation of a GenBank genome assembly.